Molecule: messenger RNA, 1916 nt
Organism: Neltuma alba
Lineage: Eukaryota; Viridiplantae; Streptophyta; Magnoliopsida; Fabales; Fabaceae
Product: probable WRKY transcription factor 57
Exons: 4
Coding region: 263-1264 (333 amino acids)
Biological process (GO): regulation of DNA-templated transcription
Molecular function (GO): sequence-specific DNA binding; DNA-binding transcription factor activity
Source: RefSeq, a predicted model, not a curated record
UGUGUAAUGACGAGACAAAGCUUUCAAACGCUUCAUAAAGUUCAAAAACUACGCGUCCCUUCCUUCUCACAACGAUCACCAGCAAAAACCCUAAAACUUUCUCUCUCUUCUUUCGCUUUCUCUCUCUCCCCACCUUCCCCCUCCGCGUUUUCCCGGAAUAUCCUUUCCUGCUUUUAUUUUCCGGGAAUUCCGAUUCUGCUUUGCUUACUAUUACAAAUUAACUCACACUUGUCUCCUACUAAUUUUUUUAUUCCUUCCAUGUAUGGAAGACAAAGACAAAGCAGCAUCAUCAUCCCGCCCUGCAAUAUCUCCGACUGAGUUCACCGCCGACUCUUCCAGCUGGGCGCUCGGGCCUGAUGACUCUGACGAUGUCUAUUUCUUCUCUGGCGACCGAAGUACCAGCAGGAUGCUCACCGACUUCGGGUGGAAUCUCGAACCGGAUCAACCGCACCGGAUCGGUGUCGAUGACACGUCUCAAGUGGCGGGAGGAGAAGGCGGGAGCAGAGGAGGUGGAUUGUGGUUUCCGGAUCACUCUGCUCCGGGUGGCUCCACGGAACAAGCUGAUAAGGCGAACGCGAUGGCUGCCGAUGCGUCUACAUCCAAUAAUCAAUCGGUGUCUUCGAGCUCCAGCGAGGAUCCGCCCGAGAAGUCCACCGUCUCAGACGAAAAACCGCCGGAGAUACCGAUUAAAAGUAAAAAGAAGGGGCAGAAGCGAAUACGGCAGCCGCGGUUUGCAUUUAUGACAAAGAGUGAAGUUGAUCAUCUUGAGGAUGGCUACAGAUGGCGCAAGUAUGGCCAAAAGGCCGUAAAAAAUAGUCCAUUUCCUAGGAGCUAUUAUCGUUGCACAAACAGCAAAUGCACGGUGAAGAAAAGGGUGGAACGCUCUUCGGAGGACCCAACCAUUGUGAUAACAACGUACGAAGGGCAACACUGUCAUCACACUGUUGGGUUCCCUAGAGCAGCCGGAGCAUCAAUCAUGACCCGUCAUGAAGCCGCCGCCUUUGCAGCCGCCGGCCAGUUUGCUCCGACCAUGUCACACUUCUAUUAUCCCAUCCAUUUACCAUCAAGAGACGACACUAACCUUUCUUCUCUGGCCCCUCCUCCUCAUCACUACCACCGACGCCAACAGGCACAGGAACAUGAACCAGCUGCAAGAUCAUCCAGCACUGUAAUGUGUCCACAGGAUGAUGCAACCUCGCGGCAGCCUCCCACCGAUCAAGGACUUCUCGGAGACAUUGUGCCCCCAGGAAUGCGUAAUGGAUGAGGAGGAACAUCCAUGAUGUGCUUGUUUUACUAGGUGGAACCCUGGUGAUCUGUUAUGCUUGUUUGCUCACGGAAAAGAAAGCUUAAUUCUUUUGAAGUAAACCUUGUGGUAUAGGACUUUGCGUGUCCUUUAUUUAGUUUACCGUUGUUGUUCUCUUUAGGAUUCAUUGAAUGGAGUCUCUUCUUUCUGCUUUCCCUUUUAUGUUAAUUGAUAGAUUGAUAGAUGCUAUGUGUAUAUAGAAAGAUAUUUUUAGAUUUACAAAGCGAUAGCUUUAGGUUUUUAACUGUUUAAACUUUUUGGGAGCAUUGGAGAAACUCCCUGGCUCCACGGGAAAUUUAACGCAGCAUGCACUUAUCUUUUUGGGGCAAAUCGAGGAACUUUGCGGGGCUUUAGCUGCCUUUACAAUGUCAAUAUGUCUAACAUGUACUCUUUUUAGGUGACUUUAUAUGGGUCACUCUCAAAAUUGGAGCAUGGCAUGCUGCUAUAUAUAGAAGAAGCUAAUAAUUCUCCUAUUUGAGGGAGAAAAAGCAGAAUAACAACUUAAGCACAUGUUGACAUUAAAUUAGGUAUUUUAAAAUUUUUUCGUACUAAAGUAUAUAUAAAAAAAAAGCGUCUGAAUUUGUGAAUUUGGUUGUGAUGAGAUUCUGAUUUA